Messenger RNA from Ficedula albicollis (Collared flycatcher), 1929 nucleotides. It is a transcript of the gene FAM151B, whose product is annotated as family with sequence similarity 151 member B. Bases 58 to 702 code for a protein of 214 amino acids. Lineage: Eukaryota; Metazoa; Chordata; Aves; Passeriformes; Muscicapidae. The record is from RefSeq and is a predicted model, not a curated record. The transcript has 5 exons.
UUCCACGCCGCCAACAGCCGCGCCCGGGCGGCGGAGGCCGCGCGCAGUGACGUGCACAUGGUGGAGGUGGAUGUUCUGCUCCGAGGAGGGCACGGGGACCCCAUCCUGGCUCACCCCCCGGACACUGACAGCGACAUCACCUUGCAGGAAUGGCUGGCAUGCAUGGCCAGCACCGAUAAAGGCAUCAAGCUGGACUUCAAGAGCCUGGCUGCCGUGGGACCCUCUCUGGAGCUGCUGGGGCGGCUGGGGCAGCCCCUGGCCCGGCCCGUGUGGCUGAACGGGGACGUGCUGCCCGGGCCCCGCGGGAGCUGCGCGCCGCUGGACGCCCGCGCCUUCCUGGGCGCCGUCACCUCGGCCUGCCCCGACGCCACCCUGUCCCUGGGCUGGACCACGGCCUGCCACCCGGGGCAAGGCUACCAGUGGCCCAUGGUGCAGGAGAUGUCCCGGCUGUGCCACGCCCUGUCCCAGCCCGUGACCUUCGCCGUCAGAGCGGCGCUGCUGCCCUGCUCCAUCCCGCAGCUCCAGUGGCUGCUCCAGCAGUCACACAGAUACAGCCUCACUGUUUGGGCAGGAAAGGAGGACGUGUAUUCUGUAGAAGACUUGCUUCUCAUCCGAGAAAACUUUGAUAAAAGUAGGGUUUAUUAUGACAUUUUUGAGCCUCAAAAUUCUGAAUUCAAAAAAGCCAUUGGAAUAGAAUGCUAAAUGCAAAGCAGGCAAUGCGUGACCCUAUAAUGCUUUAUAUUGUUAACCCCUUUAAAUGUGAGGAUUUUUUUGUUCAAGGGAAUGCAUUUUCCUUGUCAGAAGGACCAUGUUGAGCAUGCCUGUGGUUAUUGGAGGAGGUUUUGUGUUUGAGGCCUCUCAAAUAGAAAUGUCAGGUAUUGGCUUCUGCCAAACACCACGGACGCUUCAGGAAAAAUCAAAGAUUUCUCCAACCAUCACAAAGGACAUUUUAGCUUCUCAAUAAAAGCUAAUGCCCUGAGAAGCACUACUUUGCCAACUUCUUGUCCUCCUUUUCCUGUUCCUCUCACAUGGCUCCUCUGGGAAUUUUGUUAACUCAGGUACUGUACACAGUAUUCAGCAGGCUGCUAGUACUAAAGUAAAUUACAGUCAUUUUUGGUUCUUACAUGGCAUUGGGACAGGUGUGAUACAAAAGUUAGUUACGUUUCUUAAUCCUAAAUCUUGCAUUAUGGUGACUUCACAUUAAAAUUCAAGACUCCCUUAUGUUACCUACAGCUCCUCUGAGAGAUUUAUCUAAUGAUUGUUUUCUGUUAUUGAGGGGUAGAACUUCUUCUUUUUGGUCAUCUGCUCAAGUGUGCUUGGCUAAAAUUAAGAAGUAUUUUUCCCCAUAAGGAAGAAAACUACCUGAUUAUACUUGGGAUAGCUGGACAGAGUACUUGAUUUAAUUUGCAGCUCCAGGAGAAGUGAGUGGCAGUAACCACCAAAGGGUCAGGCUUGCCUGUGUGAUUGCUACAGUGAGUUGGGAGAAAUGAUUCAUUUCUCAGUUGUGGUUUAUUGCAGGCAGUUGCAUUCAUUGAUUUGCAGGAUUUCAUCUCUCAGUGGUAGGCCUCUUUGGGAACCACAGGGACACAUUUUUCUGUCAUUUAGAAAUCUUCCCACUUACCAGUUCCCACUUGAAGGACUGGGAUUUGUUAAAACUCAUUAAACGAUUAGGUUAAAAAAAUCAGCAUCUGCCAGAAAUAUUUUUAAGGAAUAAGUGUGUCUGAGCAAUAUCUAUGGAUGUCAGUAAACAGGGAUAAUCAGUUAAAUUAAAAGAACACAUCAUCUGGAUUACCAGGAAACGGCUGUGUGCUGAAUUUGAUUAUUCAGUAUGGAUAAUCCUAUAUAUAUUAAUUUCUGCAUGUAAUUUUUACCUAUGGAUCUUUGCUAGUCCCCUGUGAAGUUGUUUGUGUCAGUCUAGUCUGACUUGCA